Messenger RNA from Plasmopara halstedii, 886 nucleotides. RefSeq lists its product as uncharacterized. The transcript has a single exon. Lineage: Eukaryota; Oomycota; Peronosporomycetes; Peronosporales; Peronosporaceae. Bases 140 to 532 code for a protein of 130 amino acids. The record is from RefSeq and is a predicted model, not a curated record.
GGCGGUUGAAAGUUUUGUUGUGUGGAGUAAGAGACUUGACUGCCGACCUUAAAGAUUUAACGAAUUUGAUCUUUUACAAGAAGAAACUUCGAAUCAGUUGAACCCACUGCAAAUUCCAUGAAUUGCCCAAUCUAGAACGAUGUUUGAAGACUUUUUAUGCUUCUUACUCCUGUCGCAGACAUCUCCACUAAAUGGCACUGGUACCGAAACGAGCACCGACAAUGACGGUACGCAUGAUUUUUUUGGCCGCCGCGGAGGGCACCGCAGACACCACGAUCAUUCAGUUUUGUCAAGACAUUGGAUAUUAAUCAACCAUUGCGUUAACAGUAUAAAUGCUCUCAGUACAAGUGCUCUCAAGGCUAUGUUCACGCUUCAGCGUGUAGUGGCAGCUUAUUACAAGUCCAACUUCAUAAUGGAUCUAGACCACGAUGGUACAACCGAAGAAAAAUACGUUGCAUGCAGUCCGUUCGCUGUGGCUCAUUAUCAAUACAAUCAAUGCUUCUCAUCUACUGUGGCAUGCCUUAUAAAAUGACCAAAUACAGCUUGCACAGAUCAUUAAUAAGAUGAUAACAGACUAUCACGAAGCGAAUCAACAUUGCCAUGACAACAGAGAAUCUAAUCGUUCCUUCUUUACAAACGCGACAACUCCGUCCAUGCUGCGGGUAUUAUUGAACCGCAAGAAGUGGCAAAAUUGGCGCAUUAGCUGAUCGUGAGAUGGGUCGUAGAUGUAUCAUAAGUUGGCUUCAGCAAAUUGAGCGUAAUACAUCCAAAUCGUGCUGUCGUGGAAGUUGUGGCUCAUAGACGACUGAAUAUUCUAGUGCACGGUAGAAAAAUUCCAUAAAGACGAAUGUUGCUUUUCAUACUAAAUUUACAAGUUUAACUGGUG